UGAAGAGUAUCCUCCGCUCAGAAUUGCUGCCCGGCUGCUGGGGGACGAGAGAGGCUGCCUGGAGCUAAUUCAAAGCUUCUCUCUCUCACUCCUCCACCUCAGUGUGGUGGCACUGAGGAGGCGAGGGCGCUGCUGGGUGGCUGCUGGCUGCCUGGCUCUCCCUGCUCAGCUCCGGACUCGUGCCUCUCAGUUGUCCUCAUCCAGGCACAAUGAAGAUGUCAAGUCUGGGCUUAACUUUUCUCACUUUGCCGCUUGUCGUCCAAGCAAGCACAGCAGGUCUUUGGUGCUAUGAUUCGCAAGAUCCAAAAUGCGGCCCUUUGUAUUGGAAGGAUAUUACAAAGAGCUGUGGGGGAGAUAACCAGUCACCCAUUAACAUUGAUAGAAGAAAAACUCAACGGGACAGGAGCCUUGAUGAAAUCUCAUUCGAAGGUUAUGACCAGGCCCCUGCUGGCAGAUGGAAACUCGUCAACGAUGGUCACACAGUGACGAUGAACUUGGAUGGAGCCUCUGCUGCAGAACAAAUCAAUAUCACCAAAGGAGGGCUUCAGGAUACCUACCAGGCCCUGCAGUUCCACUUCCAUUGGGGGGAUUUCAACAAAAAUGGUUCAGAGCACACUAUCGAUGGACGCCAAUACCCAAUGGAGCUACACCUUGUUCACAUGAACACCAAGUACAAAACCUUAAGUGAAGCAAAAGGACACCCAAAUGGCUUGGCUGUCUUAAGCUUCUUGUUUAAGGUGUCAGAAAUGGAUAACACCAAUUACAACACAAUUGUUGCUGGGCUCAAAAACAUAUCUCGUGCAGAGACUUCAGUUGACUUGGCAUCCACGUUUCCGCUGAGCAACCUUCUUCCCAACACAGACUCGCUGUCCAAAUAUUAUCGCUACAAAGGUUCCCUCACCACCCCUGGAUGUGAAGAAGUGGUUGUCUGGACUGUCUUUGAAGAACAGAUCCCUAUCAGCAAGCCUCAGCUGAAUGCAUUUGUGAACACUCUUUACUUCAAAACUGCAGCAAAGUUAUUGAAAAUGACCAACAAUUUCCGUCCACCACAGCCUCUGAAAAGUCGCAAAGUCUAUGCGUCCAAAGAUGCCACCAUCAGCCGCAGCCCACCACUGGCUGCCAAUUUUCUCUUUCCUCUACUUUUGGCUUUUCUAACUGGCCAAUUGUCUGGCCUCUGUUAACUGUCUUGGCCAAUCGUGACCAACUGUUCCUUCAUAGCUUUUUCAUAGCCAUGUUUCUUCACUGUGAUUCUUUUUCUAGCACUGAAUUGAACAAAAACAAUAAGAGAAAGUCAACUGAUUGGGAAAGGGAAGAAAGCAAAAUAUGGCUAUUAUAUUUAUGGUUUUUUAAUCAAAAAACAAAACCCAAACAGCUUUCAUUCUCCUGUAUGGGAAGGCCAGUAGAGCAUGCUUUGCAUGGAUAAAGUCCUGGUUUCCAGUUCCUGGCAUCUUUCAUUGAAACAUCUCUGGCAGCAGAGCUGAAAAAGACUUUUAUUUGUCUGAGAACCUGGAGAGCAGCUGCCGGUCAGAGUUGGAAAUAUCAAGCCAGGCACCAUUGGGGAUGGAUUAGGAUUGAGCGAGAGGGAUGUCUACUGCCUUUUCAACGUUAACUGUUGUGAUGCGCUUGGAGUCACACGGCACACAAAGCACCUUGCCAUCAGAAUGUGAAAAAAAUGUUUUAAACAAUGUAAA
Messenger RNA from Eublepharis macularius, 1691 nucleotides. Its product is annotated as carbonic anhydrase 15-like. The record is from RefSeq and is a predicted model, not a curated record. The transcript is spliced from 8 exons. NCBI's taxonomy places the organism in Eukaryota, Metazoa, Chordata, Lepidosauria, Squamata, Eublepharidae. Bases 210 to 1181 code for a protein of 323 amino acids. Gene Ontology annotation, cellular component: plasma membrane. Gene Ontology annotation, molecular function: zinc ion binding; carbonate dehydratase activity.